AUGGGUGACCCUCUUCGCGGACAUUCAAUAUCCUCGGAGCCCUCGUCGUUGUCUGCUAGGUUUACGAUUCAUGAAUCAGAAGAGUGUUUCAGUGAGUUAACAGAGAAUUUUAUAACUCGUAGAUGAGAAUUUCAGAUUUUGAGGAUGGUGUCUCCUACAUCGCCUGCAUUUUCACUUAUAACAACGUGUCUUUGUUCAGUUAUGAAAGUGACGAAGACUAUACAAUCACUGAUCUCUAAUUAGAUUAAAAAUUUAAAUGGUACUUGUUUCUGGCUUUUAUACUAUCCCAAUAAAAAUUUUUUUUUCAUGCAGAAAUGAGGUGGAAAUAAACUGAACAUUUUUAAGCAGCAUUUGGGCAAACUUUUAAAACUGACAGCUUUUGUGCAGACUUCACGCUUUUGCGCAACUAGCCAGCUGAAGCUGCGCUAACUUUGCGCAAAAGCUGCGUAAAGUUUGCGCAAAAGUGGCGCGCCUUUGCCGAGCUAAUCAAGAAACCGCUUUCCAACCGGAGCCUUAGCUUAGGCUUAUUUUUUGAUUAAACAAAGAAAUUGAAACCAGAGAAGCAUCCGGUCAGAACUGUCCCGAAGCAGAACCAGUCACAACACGACUUUUCCUAAUAGAAACCACCUGCAGAUAGGUUCUGAUUCGGGAAAGUUCUGAUUUGGGACAAUUCUGAUUUUGGACAGUUCUGAUUCGGGGAAGCACGCAGUUCCCCGGCACUAGCGUGGCCGAACUUUCUAAGGACUAGAAAACUACACUAUCUAGUCUGCCUCUCCUUCAUCUACAGCCAGGACGUGAUUGUUCGGAAAAGUCGUGUCCUUUUGUCUGGCGUUUUUGACCACCUCGAAAAUUUAAUGGGGUUAUUCAGGCUGUGAAAAAAAUGAUUGGUUUCCGUUUUUUUCGUUUUUUUAAGUCGAAAAAUCCAAUUCAGCGAUGUAAAAAAAAACGGAAAAAAACGGAAAACAAACAAUCGCUGAAUAGCCCCAUAACAUUUCAGGAAGUGUGCUAAUUAAACACAAUCUCAAUGCUCUUCGUGUGAGUUCCGUGCAUCUCAUCAUGACACAGCGACGUUGGAGAAAGCGUGUUACCGAAAACCAUUUUGUCCCUUUCAGGCGAUCCCCGUGAGCCAACACCGUUAGUUCUUAUGAACCCAGAACUACGUGUGAGACAGCUCCGUUAUGCUGCCAACAUUGAAGCGACUCUGAUGGUUCCGCUCCAUAGGUUUUUUACAUUGAAGAAAACGCGUUGAUAAUAUUGACUAUUUACAGGUAUUACGAAGUGCUUCUCGACCUUUCGGUAAUGGGUCUCGAAUACCUCAAAGCUAUGAAACUCGAGAGAGCGUUCAUAAUUUUCAAAAGAAUAGAAUACUUCAUUUUUCAUAGACUUAAAGAACACCCGGGUGUCGAAACUUUUUCUUCCGAUGCUAAACUUCGAAUCUUAGGUAGACUGCCAAUGAUUAUGUAUGUGGUAAGUAGUUUUUUAUCCCGACCGACCCAUAAAUUGAAAUUUAGGCUCAACAAAUUAUUAUUGAUUUUGUUAUGCCUGUUUACGAACGACAAGCUGCAUAUUUUCGCUACGAAGAGUUGCAAAGACGUUUGAGCAUUGUGGUGAGUUGAUUUAAAAAAAUAAUUUCAAAUCACGCAAGUUCUUGAAGAAUCCCACUGCAUGGAAGGCUAUUUUGCCAGAAGCUGAACGAAGAGAACAGGAGUUUUAUUCAGAAGCCGAAAAAAUAUCUACGAGAUUUGGUUUAGUGCAUUUAUACUUUUUAAAAUUUAAAUUAUCUUCUAGGCGUUGAACUCUCAAGCUUUCUUCCACGUUCAGUUACACCAGACAACCAUCAUCCUUCCAACUGGCCGCCACGGACUAUUCCGGCAAAAGUAAUUCACCGAAUCAAACAGAAUUACGAGAGUGAUGCCGCAAACGCUGCUUUGAGUGUGGCAAUCAAUACAAUGAACACUUCUGCCGAAUCUUUAUCUAUUUCUGGAGAUCAGCCCAUAGAUACAUUAGUUUGUAACAUUAAUGCGAUGAUGAAUAAUGCCCUCAUCAAUUUUUUCAACGCUCGACAUGAACACGCUGCCAGGUAUUUAUUUGAAUUAUAUGCCAGCUUCGUGAUGAACUUCUUUCAGAUUCCCUGACGCAAGUUUACCAGACGCAAAUGUGCCAAAACCUUCUGUAAAUCAGCUAGCGAAAGUGAAUCAUCAGUUACCGGCUGUAGUCAUGCCUAUGACUCAGAAUAAUCAAAAUGACACAAGAAACACUUACUCUCCCCUUGUUGAUCACAUGUACCAAAUGCCUUCUGAUCUCCCUGGCGAUCUGCAAUGUGCCAGAAAUUUCAACGAAGAUCGAAAUCCUUACGAAUAUAAUCCUAUUUAUUCAAUUGAAAAGUAUAUCGACCUUCUGAAACAGACGUUUGAAACAAAUUCUUCAACUGCCACUGGAUUCCGCAUUCAGCAAGUCACUCAUGGUCAGGGACCAUCACCAAGCACGGCCGCUUUCAUGUUACGUUUGGAAAGAACAUUCAAUGAAUCAAAGAAGCCGAGCAGCGCUGAACCAGUGUCUUCAAGCAAUUUUUCGCGACCUAGAAUUCAAACUGAAACAUCAAGGGAUCGAGAAGCUUCUGUCUCAAUUAUUCCGGAACCUGAUCCCGGCACGCCCCGUGGAAUGCCGCCAACAAUGCCUUUGGUCCAAAAAGAACCAGAAACAAGAACAUGGGGAGUGUGGGCUAAACGUGGAGGUGCCCACGGCUCUCACGGUAUAGGAAGUUUGGAAGUGUUGUCGAACUUAGAUAGAGCCAGAGAAGUUCUCGAUUCGGUUCCACCAAUGCCUAACAGUCUUGAAUCGGUCGAGUAUGAACGUCUUCCGAUUACCCAUGCAACAAAAGAACAAAGAAUUAGUUCGGAUACAGAAGAAAUUGACAUCCUUGCAAUUGACCAAACUUGCGCACGGUCAACUACGUCAUCAGUGAAAAAGAGAUCUUAUGAUAAGGUUGAAGAUCACAAUGUCAAAAAAAUACAAAUUUCUAUACCUACCGAAAACAAGGUGAGCAUGAAAAAUUUGAACGUAGAGACUCACAUAAUUCCUCAUUUCAGUAG
This is a messenger RNA of Caenorhabditis sp. 36 PRJEB53466, 3092 nucleotides long. Lineage: Eukaryota; Metazoa; Nematoda; Chromadorea; Rhabditida; Rhabditidae. The record is from the annotation of a GenBank genome assembly.